Molecule: messenger RNA, 2127 nt
Organism: Abrus precatorius (Indian licorice)
Lineage: Eukaryota; Viridiplantae; Streptophyta; Magnoliopsida; Fabales; Fabaceae
Product: D-lactate dehydrogenase [cytochrome], mitochondrial
Exons: 18
Coding region: 76-1710 (544 amino acids)
Biological process (GO): lactate catabolic process
Cellular component (GO): mitochondrion
Molecular function (GO): FAD binding; D-lactate dehydrogenase (NAD+) activity; D-lactate dehydrogenase (cytochrome) activity
Source: RefSeq, a predicted model, not a curated record
UUUACUUUGAUUGAUACUGCAAAUGUUCAUCUUAAAGCUGAAUCACUUCAAUUACCCCUUCUUUUUGUUAACAGUAUGUCUAAUUUCUCGAGAUGGUUCUCUCGAUUACGUUCUUCGUGCAACUACUUCUGCUACCGCACUCUCCACACAACAAGGAAGCCAUGGUCAAGCUCUGUGCUCCCUCUCGCACUCGCUCUUUCUGCGGGUUCACUCGCACUUCAACCUCACCUCAAUCCUUCCUUCUGCGAUGCUCCUGAUAGAGAUGUGAGCUUUUGGGGCAAAGGUAGCACUCAUUACGUUGUUAAGGGAUCACAGAAAGGAGUUCCACGGGAGCUUCUUGAGGAGUUGAAGAUCGUCUGUCAGGAUAACAUAUCUCUUGAUUACGACGAGAGAUAUUUCCAUGGAAAACCACAGAACAGCUUUCACAAGGCUGUCAAUAUCCCAGAUGUGAUUGUUUAUCCAAGAUCUGAAGAGGAGGUCUCCAAGAUUGUUGAACUAUGUAACAAUCAUAAGGUUCCUAUUGUACCUUAUGGCGGAGCUACAUCAAUUGAGGGUCACACCUUAUCCCCUCAUGGAGGGGUUUGCAUUGACAUGUCAUUAAUGAAAAGAGUGAAAGCAUUACAUGUUGAGGACAUGGAUGUUGUUGUUGAGCCUGGAAUUGGAUGGAUGGAGCUUAAUGAAUAUUUGGAACCUUAUGGCCUAUUUUUUCCGCUUGAUCCAGGUCCUGGAGCAAGCAUUGGAGGCAUGUGUGCUACACGCUGCUCUGGUUCGUUAGCUGUGAGGUACGGAACUAUGCGCGACAAUGUCAUCAGUCUCAAGGUGGUUCUUGCCAAUGGAGAUAUUGUGAAGACUGCAUCUCGUGCUAGGAAGAGUGCUGCAGGGUAUGAUCUGACCCGCUUAAUGAUCGGAAGUGAAGGGACACUUGGUGUCAUAACUGAAGUAACACUGCGGCUUCAGAAAAUUCCCCAGUAUUCAGUGGUUGCAAUGUGCAAUUUCCCUUCUGUGAAGGAUGCAGCAAAUGUUGCUAUUGCCACCAUGAUGUCUGGUAUACAGGUGUCAAGGGUAGAGCUAUUGGAUGAAGUUCAAGUGAAAGCUAUCAAUAUUGCUAAUGGGAAGAAUUUGCCUGAAUGUCCAACUUUAAUGUUUGAAUUUAUAGGAACAGAGGCUUAUGCACGUGAACAAACGCAAAUUGUUCGGAAACUUGUUUCUAGGCACAAUGGCUCAGAUUUUGUAUUUGCUGAAGAACCUGAAGCGAAAAAAGAACUUUGGAAGAUAAGGAAGGAGGCACUUUGGGCGUGCUUUGCAAUGGAGCCUAAUCUGGAGGCAAUGAUAUCGGACGUUUGUGUUCCUUUAUCUCACCUUGCCAAUUUAAUUUCAAGAUCUAAAAAGGAGCUGGAUGCAUCACCACUAGUUUGCACAGUAAUUGCACAUGCUGGUGAUGGUAAUUUCCACACGGUUAUACUAUUUGAUCCUACUCAAGAAGAGCAGCGGCGGGAGGCAGAGAGACUCAAUGAAUUUAUGGUUCAUGCUGCCUUGUCAUUGGAAGGAACUUGUACGGGUGAACAUGGUGUUGGCACUGGGAAAAUGAAGUAUCUUGAGGAAGAACUCGGAGAGGAAGCAUUGAGGACAAUGAAAAAAAUAAAAGCAGUGCUAGAUCCCAACAAUAUCAUGAAUCCAGGAAAGCUCAUCCCUCCCCAUGUUUGUUUGUAGUGUUACCCUUACUCGACGAGGCAAGCAUGCAGUACAGCAGUCGUGGAUGAACACGGUUUCCUCAAAUUUACAAAAUCAACGCGUUGCGCGUUGCUGUUUCCAAAAUCCGGCCAUAUCUAUGGAAUCCACUUUUUACUGUUAUAGGGCAUGCUGCUCCCUGUAAUUUGUUCGUCAAAAUUGAAUGCUUAAGGUCAUUUCAUAGUUUCUGGCUUCUCACGCCUGAGCUAGUCCAUAUUAGAAACUUAAUUAUAUCCCCUUCUCAUUUUUAGAGAGUUUCAAGAUAUAAUGCAUUCUCAUAUAUCAGGAAUUUUCUUGCAGUCAUUAUACCCCUUUUCAUCAACAUAAUUUUCAUUUUUAACAGACUUAAAUAUGUUUUCCAUAUCUGAAAAAAUAGUUAAUUUUUGGUUCCUUUUUUAU